This is a messenger RNA of Naegleria lovaniensis, 2238 nucleotides long. RefSeq lists its product as uncharacterized. The transcript has a single exon. Lineage: Eukaryota; Heterolobosea; Eutetramitea; Acrasida; Naegleriidae. The record is from RefSeq and is a predicted model, not a curated record. Gene Ontology annotation, biological process: protein deubiquitination. The coding region runs from base 1 to 2238 and encodes 745 amino acids. Gene Ontology annotation, molecular function: cysteine-type deubiquitinase activity.
AUGGCUAAAAACAAAUCCAAAACGAAAUCGAGUGCUCUUGUGAUUCCAACCUCUGCUCCUCAUGCCAAAUCGGCAUCUCAGCCCGCAACAACAAAUGGAUCAUCAUCCUCUGGAAGUAAUAAUAAUGGGGCGGAACCGCUUUUAAUGAGACUAUGCAAGCAUUGUUGUGAGGAUUACAGUCAGGCUGUAGAUCCGAAUCGAAUCAAGAAGACUUUUGCUUCUUUCAAGAGCAGUAGUAGUGGAGAUGAUGCGUCUUGUCAUCAUGCCCCAAAAUGCAGUACAUGCAAACAAUUACAAUCUACUGUUGAAGAUGAUGAUUUGUUUUUGAAUUGUUUCAAUGGACUAUUCUAUUGCCCAAAGCAUGCCUUUCAGAAAAAGAAUACCCAACACGGAGGUGGUAUUAUCAUCAAUAUUUCAACUCUGAAAAGUAUUUGUUUAUCAUGUCCAAGUAGCACGGACAUUGGAUUUACACGAACAAAGAGCGUUUUUCAUUUGAAACAACCAAAUGAUGAGCAUAUCAAUCGAUUUGUGAAUGUUUUAAAAUACGUAAAGAGUCAAGUUGAGACCUGUUUUGGAUCAGAAUCUAUUUAUACGAAGUCAUUGAAGAUGGAAUUAGAAACUGCACCCCCACGAGAUUAUCAAAUGAUUCAAGCACUGCAAAUUUUAUCACAGACUAUUGCCGCUAAAUCUGCCGCCAGUCAAUCAGAUACAGAUGCCAAAUGGAAUAUUCAGAAUAAUCAAUACUUGAGCACAAUGAGAGGUUUAUAUAAUUUGGGUAAUACUUGCUUUUUCAACAGCACCAUGCAAGCAUUGACUCAUACGCACACAUUGGCAUCUUUUUAUUUGAAUCUUAGUGCUGUUUAUCCUACUCUGAAUAUACCAAAGAAGAUUACAUUUACUGACGCCAAGUCUCUGUCUUUUGCAUUGACCUUGUUUUACAACUCAAUUUACAAACUACCACAACAGCAAAAAGGCGAAUUAUUUGUGCCAUACAAUCCUAGCAAAUUAUUUGAGGCUAUUUGUGAUAAGUUUCCAUUAUUUAGAGGAUACGGACAACACGAUGCAACUGAAUUGUUGAGAUUUGUGUGUUCACAUGUGAGAGAUGAAUAUAUUGACGAUUUUAAGAAAAAGAAUGCUGCUACAACUACCAACUCUAAUGACUCCCAGAACGAAACUACAGAAACCUCUAGUGCAAGCACAACUGUGACAUCAAUUCAACCACCUCCAACAGUGAUUGAUGACUGUUUCAAAAUCAUUCUCAAUAGCUCAGUAUUUUGCAGUCACUGUGGUCAUGUGAGCACUAUUAAAGAAAUGGCGCACGAUUUGAGCAUUCCAAUUCCCAAAACUAAGGAGAACUUGUACUUGCACUUUAAAGAGUUAUUUGAGCGAGAAAAGAAGACGUUUGAGCAGCAUGCUAUGGCCAAUGGUAGUGACGACUCAAGCAGUACUGCUGCCACUUCUACGACGAACUCAAUGAUGCUAAACCCAGAAGAAGUAUUGAGCACAAUACCUCAACAGAUGAACGGCGUUCACUUGGCUCAUUGUCUUUGGGGAUUUGUGACUCAUGACUUACUCGAGGGUGACGACGGCUAUCGAUGCGAAAAAUGUUCACAUUUGAUUGACGAAAAUAAUGAGGAAAAGACCUCCAGUAAUGCAUCCACCAAUUCCAGUGAUGUCGCCACAAGUUCUGAAACCUCGAACCAUACAGGUACCACCUCUCCUACAACCGCUGACAACAACAGUAGUGCAAGUAACAAGCCAAAAUACACCCUCAGAAAUGCUUGCAAACAAUUUUCCAUUGCUCAAUUGCCUCAAGUGCUCACAAUUCAUCUCAAGAGAUUUGUGUCCAUGCAUCAAAUGCUUCGAAAAAAGAAGAGAUCCAUUCUUGAUGAUUAUCUCAUGAGCACAGGAGCUCAUUCAUUUAUGAAAGAUAAUGCUCAAAUCAUCUUCCCAACCUCCAUUGAUAUGGCACCAUAUAUCCAUCCGUCACAUCGUCAAGAUGAAGAGAAUAAGCAAACUGUUUACGAUUUGUAUGCCAUUGUAGAGCACAGUGGUACCAUGCACGGUGGACACUAUGUCGCCUAUGUCAAACAACUCAUUAUCGAUGGUGGGCAACAAUUCAAGAGAGGAGAUUGGUUCUACAUUAGUGACUCACACGUGAAGAAGGUCGUGAGUGAGAAACAAGUUCUCGAAGAGGCCAGACCUUAUUUAUUAUUCUAUGAGAAACGUAGAAAAUAA